AGACUCAGUGACGUAAGGAGGGGGCGGAGUCAGGGACGUUCAAAACACUGACUGUUUCUACUGCUGCCCUCAAUCCUCCUCAUCUUAGCUUCCUGUCUCUUGUUUUUGCGCUUGUUUUGCUCUCUCUGAAGACUUGUAGACGAUCACCCGCGGAUUUGUGCCUUUUGUUGCUCUGCUUUAUCGUAUAUAAUGCGGCUGCUUUCCGCAUAUGUCUUCCUAACACCGUUUCUGCUCGGAGGUUGCAUUAUCUCAUAGCAUCUUGCUGUUGUUUGUUUGACUGAUUUUCACAACUAUGGACCAGUGACCGAAAAGAAACCUGUGCAAAUGCACCUGCCGUCGAGAGGAUACCCCGCUUAUAAACUCGAAGAGGUAAGACUGCAUGAGGAAAGAAGAAAAAAACAAACAAUAGAAAGAGGAAGAGAAAAAUGUUGCAACAGCUGCAACUGUGCAAGAGGCUGCAGCAGCUGCAGCGCAUUAUCCCGCCUGGAUCCUGUGUGGAGUAUUGAGAGAGAUUGAAAGAGAGUCACAUAGAAAUCAAGAUGUUUGCAUUAAUUCGAAGUCUUUAAAUCCUAACCUGCCUGCAUGAAAAGUCUUGAAAUGGCGAUGUUGUUGUGCUAAGAGAAACCCAUUUCCUGCAGUUGACGGCCGUUUCUUCCAUUAACUGUCGUCUGUGUUUCUGUUCCUGGCGCCCAAACCAGACAGAUCUGCAGCUUUGGCUCGUUUACAUUUGUCUGAGAAUUAAAAUAAUCUGAUCAAGUUGCGAUUUUGAGACAAAAAAGUCUAAGUCUGGUCUCCUUUUUUAGAUCAUUUUGUUGUCUUCCCUUUGUUUUUGUUUUACUGCCAAAAAGAGGACCUCACCUCAUCGUAGUUCAUCUUGCGUCCUAAUCAAACUUCUGUUUUUGUUUAUUUACAAAAUGGGGACUAUAUCUUCUGUGUCAAACCUUGUGGGGACCUAUUCUUUCGUUUGGAAGAAAAAGCAGAAUUUGCAUGAUAAUUGUUUAAUUUAGGGAUAAAGUCGCCAGGUGAUUUUUACCCGAAAUAAUAUACCCAAGAAAAAGUACUUUCAUCAAAAUAGGACAAAACAUGACAAAUUAGUUUUCUUUUAUUUUUAACUGUGCAAUGUCCAAAGGCAGGAAAAGAGGAUAAAAAUAUAUAAAAAUUAGAGAUGCACCGAUCCAAUAUUUGAUAUCAGUAUGGGUCCCGAUACUGAAGAAAAUCCUAGAUUGGGUAUCGUGACAAUGGGCCUGAUGCAUAGGGGCUGAUCUAUUUAGUCUAACUCUAACUCUACAAGUAAACACGCUGAGCAGAUGCCCACAGAGUUUUCAAAAUGGAGCGAACGAAGGGGUGUGCUAUCUUGGACGUUAUCACAAAAGGUACUAUACAAAAGGUAAUUCAGUGCGGCUUUUCUGUGACAGAAUUGGAUCAGUAUCGGCCAAUACUAAACUGUAAAUAUCUAUAUCGGUAUCAGUGGUGAAAAAAGUGUAUCGGUGCAUCGAUCGAUUGUUCUGUGUUGACUUUUGAGGGACUUAAAGUUAGUCUUCACGGGGGGGAGGGUGUAUUCUUAUUCCCAUUGUUGUUUCUUAUCUGCUCCCUGUCCCUCCCCCCGCUCCAUCAGGUGUGUGUGCCCUGGGUGCAGCCUGGCCUGUGCCGUGGUGCCAAUGAAGAACCCAGGAGCUGUGGAGAGCCGCCGGCUGGUCACUCUCUUGGAGGCCGCGCUGGUGAGGGAGGCUCGCCUCUGGAAGGCACCUGUCUUCAAGAAUGGAUGCAUCCAGGUGAGAUGGGAGUUAAUUUAUACCUGUAUGUAUGUAAAACUUUUCUUGUACAAAAAAAAAGGUAGAAAAUCUCUCUGAUUGCUUAACGAAUGGAUCCAUCCUUUGGCUGCUCAGGGUGCUGACAUCUCUUCAUCCAAACACCAAGAAAUGAUCGUUUGGCUCGGGGAGAUGAACAGGCUGUUUCAGUUUUGUCCUGAGACCUUCGCACUGGCGGUCUGUAUCCUCAACCGACUGCUGUCAACUGUCAAGGUACGCUUUGUCUAAUAACGGUAGAGACUAUCCAAGUUUCUUUCUCGAAAUCCACCUGGUGUUAGUUAAAGGGAUAUUCCGGCGUAAUAUUAAUUUAGGGUCAAACACACCGCAACACUGAGUUAGACACCUCCUCGAGAGAUGAAUGUUUCCGACCGCUUGCUUCUCUAGUUAUACCAACUUUAGUAAUGACCGCACGAUAGCAAUACUCAGCGGUCCCAGGAGCCAUAAACAAACCUCAACCAAAACGCCACAGUCUUGAAUUUAGUCGAGGAUAUUAGCGAUUUACUCAAGCAUUGUGGUCGUCCUUUUCUUUUGUCUUGUAGGCCCAAACUAAAUACCUGAAAUGCAUCACUUUUACUUCUUUGGUGCUGGCUGCCAAAAUCAACGAGGAAGAUGAGGUGAGUUUUAUCCUAAUUAGAGGACACAAAGUCAAAAUUAGAAGAAAAACAAACAAAUCAGUGCUAUUUCAAAACAAUAUGUUUAUUUGCUUUUCUUUGUUCGUGUCUGUUCAAACAGGUAAUAGGCUCUGUUAAAGACCUGGUUGUGCAGAGCGGAUGCAACUUUUCAACAGCGGAGAUUCUUCGCAUGGAAAGGAUCAUUCUAGACAAGCUGCACUGGGACUUGUACACUGCAACACCAGUCGACUUCAUUCACAUAGUAAGUCAGAGUUUAGCAGAUAGCAAACAUGACAUUUCUUUUUUUUUUCAUCUUUUUUUUAGUUUUUACUGGACCUAAACCAGUCUACAGAGCAUCUCAAAGUAAACAGGUUUGACUUGGACAUGCUCUGUGUAUUCAGGUCCUGGUCUUGCCUAAAGACACAGCAGUACAAAAGCACACAUAAAAACUAUCAUGCUUGCAUCAAGUUUGCCUGAAGAUAAACCUUUACAACCCUCUUGCCCCACAGUAAAGACUUGGUCCUGGUAGAAAUUGUGCAUCUAUCAAAUUUGACUCAUUGUGCCCUUUCUGUUUUUAUUUUCUCCAUUUAUUCCGGCUUACAGUGUGUCCUCUCUCCUUUAAAAAUAAUCCCUGUUGCAAAGCAGGAACAGUGAAAUCUUGCCACUACUCCAAAAGUAAACAAAAAAAAACAACAAAUCAAAUUCUCCGAUUAGGUUCAGUUGGGUUUUCAAUUUAUCUCAUCAUGCUAACCUGAAAAUAACUGCUUUGGCACUGCUUUUAAAUGCUAAAUGAUGGUCUGUUUCAAUUGGUUUCAGUCAUCAGUGCGGAAUUGGCAUGUAUACCUUAAUUUGGACAAACUUUCAACUAGAAUUGUGCAUAUUUGGACAAAAAGAAAUCAAAGUAUAUACCAGCAAGAGGUCUGAAUGGUGCUUAGCAAUCUCUCAGACAGUGUGAGACUGAAUUUGCAAGCUGCCAACAAAAUAACGGACAUGUUGCAUAUCAAGCCAAGGCACUUCUGACUAACUCUAACCUGCUGCUCUUCACUUCACACUCGAACCCUCCAGAAACCUUAACAAUUUGGGGUUGUUGGCGUAUCUGUGUCAUGCUGUGAAUUGUUGCAGCUGUUUUUUUUUCUAUUGUCGUUUGCUGUGUUUCUUAGUUUAUGGCACAAUAUCGUUUCAAAGGUCGAACCUAUUUGCAGUGGUUCAUUGUUAAACCCUCACAAAUCAUUGCCUAAAGCCUUAACCACUCAGUGAACUGUCAACAAACACGCACACAUACGAAACAUCAUCAACACAUCAGGUCCCUCAUGCUGUUGGGACAAGGGCUGUACUCAUAAAGCUCUUGGCGAUAAAGUAUAUCAACAAGGAAAUAAUUUGGAUGGACAUGACUGGGCCUCAAAAAGAACUGGUUAGCAGGUAGCUAGCUAGCAUAUAGCACUUAAAGCUCCUUGGAGGAAUUUUGUAAUGUUUAUUAAAUAGACGGAAAUUCACGUUGAUGCAUUUUUAUGAUAUCCAAAAGCAAACAAGAGGAUCAGAAAUUCGUAUAAAGUUAUUUUUAAUGCCUGAAAAUGUCGUGAGUAGGUAGGUGUUAGCCAAGCAGCUGGAGAAACAGCUCUAUUUUUACCAUUUCUGCAUCAAUUACUCAUAGGUCAGUACGUUUACAUGACACUCGAGAAAACCGAAUUAUUGCCUUACUUUGAUUAAGACCGGAAAACUGAAGUGCAUGUAAACACCUUAGUCUGACUAUAUUUAGAGUUUGAGAGCUCCAGUUGUAGUCGGAGAACUCUGAUUAGGACACCCAGAUAAUGCGAUUGGAAUUCGAUUUUCUCUACCAUGUAACCAGCGUAGUCGGAGUAUGACAGGACAGCGCAUUUGUGCAUGCGCCACGUCCCUGUAAAGCCGGAACAAAGACCCCAGAGAAGAGGAGUGGCGUGCACCUCAUCUGCAGAAAAAGUAGCGCGUACAUCAUGUAUGACAAAGACAACGCUGUACGAUGCUCAAUCUACUUGCUCAAAUAAUUCGAUUUCCGUAGCUGCACGUAUAUGCAGACAAGGAGAGAUUCAACAAAAAAGAGAAUUAUGAGCUUAGUCUGAUUAAACUGUGCAUGUAAAGACACUGAAAAAUAGAUUUGUAUGUCAAAUUUGCCCGUCCUCCUGCUAUGUCAUAUUUGUCCACAGGGGGCGCCAACGUUGAGACAAACAGAAAGUAACUCACAGGAGCUUUAAUGCAUAAUGUGAAAGCAUUCAGGAGUGAUAAUGAAGGGAUAGCUGUUCACCCGUUUUCCUGUAAUGCCACAAAAAGUGCUUAAAAAAUCUGAAUCUGUGAGAUAAGAGGCAAAUCAGGACACGGGCCAGCAGGUGGAGCCUUUAUGAAUACAGCCCUUAGUUUUCUUAAUAGACAGCUGACACAUUAUAUUGAUCCAUACUAUCACAAGGACUUCCACUGAGACCACUUAUUCAGUAUUUGGGGAUACCAAAACCCUCAUGUGCAUCCUGUAAAAUAAACUCAUCAGUGUUUUUUUAAUAGUGAAGUCUUGUCAUGCAUUCUGUGAGUCCCUAAUCACAUCACGGACUAAAAGGACAGCUUACAUUCCCUCAACAAAUUAAUACCAGCGUUUGAUUAUAUGUGAUAUUGAAAGUACUGAAGCCACAAUCCAUAAACUGUCACAAAAUCAAAACUGCUUGGCACAUUUUGGACUGAUUCGAGUGUCGUCUGCAAAAAUCAAAAGUGGCAGUUUCCCCCACUGCUAUGGCAAGUGGAUCUGACUGGCGUUAGUGCGUUUGUGUUUACAGUGUGUGAAUUAGUUGUAGUCGUGUUACAAAAAUCCAAGACUUUUAAAAUAAAGAGUCAUAGUGUGUUAAUAAAAACUAUAAUAAAAUAAAGACUUUUCUCUUUUUUAUACUAUUCAAAUAAAUACUUUCUAGCUAUUCUUUUAAGUUAUCUCACAAUACAUUCCCCCAGCCCUAAAAAAAAUCCUCUGGAUUUCCAUUCCUGAAGAGUUUGUUCACCAUUGUCUAGAAAACAGCAACCAAUAUAAUCUGAUUAUAAUGUCACAGACUCUACACCAUGACACUAUGAUAUUUUUAAAUAGAACAUAUAUUACAUAUAUGCCUCGUCUUUACCUGACAGUAAGUCUCGACACGUGAGUAAAAACUCUUGAAUGGUGGAAUUGGUGAUGUGAUGCUCCAAUCUUUGACCGUCACUGUCAGCACGGUUGAAUCAUAAUUUUGAAACGUCCUUUUGUUUGUUUGCUACAUUACCCUGGAUUCCCAAAUGGAGUCAAGGAUGAAAAUGAACGCGAUGAUGGGGGAGACUCGGGAAAGGUUUUAGCUAUUUCAGGGAUUUCUCUUUUUCAACACAUUAUCUACUUUCCUUCAAAUAAUGAAUGGCUUAUUUUUGCUACAGCGAUGAAGACAAAAGAAAGCAAAUUAUAUAUAAAAAAAAUACAAAAAGGAGUUUGGGUGUAACAAACAUGACAAAAGUUACGAUAUUUAGAAGUACGAGCCAUGGUUCCACACAGACAAGUGUCGGGCUAGCUUAUGCUGCGUUCGAGUUACCUCGGAAGUCAGAUGUCGGAGCUGAAAAUGACGUCACACCCGAGUCACCAGCGUUUCAGUUACCAAGUCAGAAAAAAGCAAAAUUGGAGGAGGAAACAACUACAUCUACAAAAGUUAUUUUAGCGCUUGCCUUGUCUGAAUAUAAGGCAAGUGCUAAAGUAACUUUCGUAGAUGUAGCCAUCUUGUUUCAGGCCUCCGAUUUUGCUUUUUUCUGACUUGGUAACUCGAAUGUGACGUUAUUUUAAGCUCGGACUUCUGACUUCCGAGGUAACUCAAAUGCGGCAUUAGUAGCUAGCCUAGGCAAGUGACAGAUUAGCUACUUAGCUAGUCUGUCACUUGUCUGUGUGACACAAGUUAAAAAAACAAAACAAACAAACUAAAAGUCCUUUUUUAACAUCAAUCCUCGCUCAGGUUGUGAUUAACAGUAAACAGGAACACAGAAAAGCACUGCACGUACCAUACAAUACGAACAAGAUUACUAUAAUUCCUCAGGCAAAUGGUCGGGUCUUCAUUGAUAAAACCUGGUGGUGAGAUCCUCCGCCUGCCGCUCAAAGUGUCCGUCUGCACAGAGCUGCGAGCGUGGAAUUCAGCAGCGGCCUUUUAAUGCAAACAAGAAAACCACGGCGGAGCAGAAACUCAGACUGUAAAGUGACUAAAUCGUCACCUUGUGCAUUAUAAUGGAGGUUAGGUUGAAAAGUUAGAAAUGGACUGGCCUAUGUGUUGUUGAAAAAAAAAAAGGUAGUCGAGGUAAACGGGUUAAUGGAGGGAUGGCUAAUGAGGAAAAAUGACAUCAUUAUGCUAACAUUUGGUCUUGUUCCUCUUCUUUCUCGUCUCAUCUCUGGUCCAGUUCCACGCCCUUCUCAUCUCCGGCCACCCUCACCUCGUACCAUCCAUCGGGUUCUGCUCCAGCAUCAGUCGGGACUCGACAACAGACCCCGCUUUGCUCCCCGCCAGGCUGAGGCAUCAGAAGGUGCCGCCCGGCUUCCAGGCAGCGCUGUGGACCAGGCAGGUGCAGCAUUGUAUGGCUUGCCACCAACUUUGGCAGUUCAAGGGCUCCACGUUGGCUUUGGCCAUCAUCACUUUGGAACUGGAGGCGCUAACACCUGACUGGUUCUCUGUCCUCACCGAUCUGCUGAAGAAAGCACAAGUAAGAGAAAUGCACAGGCUCUCAAAUCAGAGCUAGCAUGACAGAUUUACGGUAUCACCUACUGAUUUGGCUUCUUGUCUCGAAUUUGAGGACAAUUUGGAUUAAGGCACGGCAUUGAAAGGCACACUUUGGCAAACAAAUGCUGCUCCUCACUGCCGAAAAAUGGCAACAAAGCCGCCGUUGAAUCAUUCGCUGGCUUCAGAUCCAACAUUGAGAUCAUGUGUUGUAUGUUUUGAUAAUCUAGCCAAAAAGAAAUGCAGCUUAAAAGGGAAAUUACCUCAAAUCUGGGCCACACUCAAAGGACUAGUCUCACACAUUCAAAGGACUAAAUGAUUAAAAGGGUUUUGGAUAUUCUCCAAGAGGUGGACUCAGCUUGAUAUCUGUGAAAUGAUUUGAAAUGAUUGCAAUGUAAUUGUCACAAGUCGUCUACAUUUAAGGUAAAAGUUCGCAUUUUGUAUACUGUUGAAGAUUCACCCUUGCUGCCAUUCCAAUCUGUUUUACAUCCUCUACUCCCAGAACUUCAAGUUAAGAUCCAAAAUACAGAGUAGGACUGGGCGAUAAACCAAAAAUAUACUGAUACAGAAAUUUAUGGCAAUAACCAACGUCAUUUUGCCCAUAUUGGUAUAUUUGGUGUCAAAAUAAUGAAUAAAAGUUGUUUUUGGAUGUGUGUAGGUAGGCUAUGGUCUCAUUUUCGUUAAAGACGUAACAAAGAGGGAAAGACAGGUGAGAAGAUGGAGGACGGUUCAAAAGUUGGAGCGGCGGUUGAAGUGGACUAAGUUAAUGUGGGAGGGGCUGAGCAGCUUGUAGAGUAGGUAUCGUCCAUUUAUUGUUGUCGAGGUGAACUGCUCAAUACAUCAUAUUGAGCCAGCCCUAAUACAGAGGUUGUUUAAAAGCUGAAUUUCUCUCUGAGAUCAGGUUUGUCUUUUUAGCAUUUUGCAAAUAAACUACCUUGACUCGAUUGAGGCUCUAGGACAGCUUUGAAAAUUGCGACUGUCAUUAUGUUACAAUGCUGACUUUCAUAUCCUUGGGUUGAAGCUUAAGGCCCCAUUUACAUUAACCGUCGUUUGCACCCUUCGUUUAGACGCAAACAGAAAAUUCGCCCCUGAAAACUAUGCUUUUUAAAAACUCUGGCCAACGUGGAGAUUUUGGAAAACUCUGAACAUUUGCAUGUAAACGGAGAAAAACAGGAAUGGGUAGCCAACGGCAGAUUGUUCGCAGGAAAGGAGGAAGGGACGUUGUCGUCGUUGUUGCUAUGCGGGAAUCUGAUUGACCAAUGUGGGCUUGGGCUUCUCGCUACACUGCCACCUACAGGUUCGGCAUGCUCUUGAUGGUAAAGAUACACGUGUUAGUUUAAACGAAAACUUCCUGAAAACGAUGUGGUGUGCACGCAGUUUUUUUUUUUUUUGUGUAAACGGAGAGGGUGAAAUGUCCGUUUAUGAAAAUAGCCAGGCACGUGUAAACGUAGUCUGAAAAUGUGUCAUGUAUGUCGCAUUAAUCCGAUCUGAUGUCUGAUACUCUCCCAGGUCGACAGUAGCGAGUUCAUCCACUGCAAAGAAAUGGUGGACGAGUACCUACACAGCCUGGAGUUCUCACUGCCGGCCAAUGCCGUCUACAUCUUCGACAGCGCCCUAAUCCAGGAUGAGGGGCAAGCCCGGGGUCCGACGCAGCGCCAUAAGCAGGAUCCGGGGGACCUGGACGAGUAUUACGACGGUUUUCGGUGCUUGUAUAAAGAGGAGGUAAAUCCAGCGGAGGGGGAAGACGGCGUCAAGGUUUCAUUCGAUUCCAAGCAGAAAGACGUCUCACCGUGCCCGCCGCUGCACCCCGCUGUCAACUAGUCCUACAUUUAUCAGCACAGCCCACCUUGUAAAGUGCAGUGCUUCCAUUUCACAGUGAGACUGUUAUGACGCAGGUUCCCAAAUCACUGCCUUGAUCAAAAAGCUGGUUUUAGAUGUAGCUCUUGUUUUUUUUUUUUUUUUUUGCAAAUAGAUCAGCAAGAAAAACCCCGAGACGUCUUCAUGUUUGGGAGAAAAUACCUGGCUGAUGAGUCUGAUGCACAAUUAUUAAUGGUCCAUUUACUUUUAUUAACGCCAUGUUUGUUUAGAUUUUUUUUAACCUACCUGUUCCUAAAACUGCUCCGUAUAUUUUUUAUUUCUACGAGUUGCAGGUGAAAGGUGAGGCGGUUGUUUGUAUUUUUUACGAGUGCGUUUGUAGCCUAUAGACGGGCUUUUUUUGUACGUUUGAGAGUCGACCCUGAUUUUGUCCGUUGAGAGGUUUCUUGGUGCGCAGGUUCCUCCACAGAGCCACAUAGCACUUUGAGAUUAAGACGAGCUUUUUUUAUGCAAAUAAUUAUAUAUUUUCACAACUUAUUUUGUAUUAUUUUAAUCUCUUCACUUACUUGUACUAAACUUUUAUUUUGUGUGGUUUAAUUACCAGUUAUUUUAAAAAGCCAAUAAUACAAAAAAAAGCUUUAAUUUUCUUUAUCUUUUUAACAUUCGAGGCUUUGUUAGUUAUGCUUCACACGACUGUUGUUACAUAACAAACAAGGGCACCUUUGGGAGAUGAGUCCAACACUAGAGAAUGACAAAAAAACUGUUAUUUGACUUUUUUUGGGACUUCUUUUUUUAUUUUAAUAUAUUUCCAGUAUGAAAGCACCAACAGCUAACCCUAAAUACUGUAAUAUGACUGUUAGUCUUUAUGAAUUAGGACAAAUGUAGCCUUUUAUUUUGAAAAUCCCACCUGCUAGAGUCAGUUUCAUAAUCAUGUUGAUGUAAAUUGCCAAAAUACUGAUUCUGUCUGAGCAGUUGAAGCUUAUAUGCAGUAAACAGACUUUUAUUCUCAUCCUGUAACUUAAAGGCUGCUGAAGUUGACCAUUUAGAAAUCUUCAAUGUGAACAGGUUUCUGCUUUUUUUUUUUGUACUGUAAAGUCUGCUUCAUUUUAUACCGUUAAGAUGGAUGUUACACCCAUACCUGAUACUGAGCUUUCUUCUUUGUAUCCCUUUAUUUACUGAGGCAGCUAUAUCUUAUCUUCUGGUCAACCACAGAAAUAAAGCUAUGACUUUAAAAGUCCAAG
Molecule: messenger RNA, 10196 nt
Organism: Xyrichtys novacula (pearly razorfish)
Lineage: Eukaryota; Metazoa; Chordata; Actinopteri; Labriformes; Labridae
Source: the annotation of a GenBank genome assembly